Anopheles maculipalpis is the source of this 1566-nucleotide messenger RNA. Its product is annotated as proton-coupled folate transporter-like. The record is from RefSeq and is a predicted model, not a curated record. Gene Ontology annotation, biological process: transmembrane transport. Bases 1 to 1464 code for a protein of 487 amino acids. NCBI's taxonomy places the organism in Eukaryota, Metazoa, Arthropoda, Insecta, Diptera, Culicidae. Gene Ontology annotation, cellular component: membrane. The transcript is spliced from 5 exons. Gene Ontology annotation, molecular function: transmembrane transporter activity.
AUGGAGGAAGAUAAUGGAAACAGAUCCGAAGAAACUCCGGUGGUUGGUCGUGUGACGGAGCAACAAACGGCCCCCCUGCUGGAGCGGAAGUAUCGUUAUUUGAUACUAGAGCCAGCCGUGCUUCUGAUAUUCUUCGCUUGGAAUGUUUCAUCUGCUGUCUUCGCAAACCAGAUCGUAUAUCAGACCUGUACCGCCGCCUUUGGAAAGAACGAAUCGCUGUGCGAUCAGCUCGGUACGGAAAAUGAAACGGAAGAGAUCCAGCAGCUAGAAAAAGCGGUCCAACCGUACUCGGCCAACAUUCUGAUGGCAAAAUCGUUAGUCGAAUCGAUCGUACCGGCCUUCUGCAGCAUGUUCAUUGGACCUUGGUCCGAUCGUUUCGGUCGGAAACCGGUGAUAGUUUCCUGCUUUACGGGUGCCUUUCUAACGUACGCCAUUGUGGCGUUUAUCAGCUUCCUGUCCAUGUACUACACGAUCAACCCGUGGUACUACGUUCUUGCCUCGAUCACGACGGCCGUGUCCGGGGGAACCUGUGCACUGAUUACGGGAGUGUUUUGUUACAUAGCCGAUGUAACUCAUGAGAAAAAUCGUGCUACAAAAAUGGCUGUGGUGGAAGCGGCUCUAUUCACCGGCCUAUUGGUAGGAACGUUGAGCAGCAGCUUUAUUUUGCGUUGGACAAACGGUACCACCGUGUUCUCGAUUGCAGCUGGAGCAGUAUUUCUUGGCCUGAUGUACAUCAUAUUUUACAUCGAGGAAAGCAUCAAACCGAACGAACUGAGCGAAACGAACAGCAAGUUUCGGGAGCUGUUCCGGUUCGAUUUAGUGUCGGAGCUUAUGCAGACCUGCUUCAAACGGCGACCGAAUUACGAUCGUUUAAUCAUAUGGUUGGUGAUUUUGGCUCUCGGUGCUAACAUAUUUGCAAUGGAUGGAUCUCAGACAGUGUUCCUUCUCUUUUUACGAGAACGCUUCGAAUGGACGGUUAAAGAUUACUCGUACUACGAUGCAGUCAGCAUUGUGUGCAUGAUUUUCGGCAAUACAAUCGGCCUGUACGUUAUUCGAAAGCUGUUUAACCCAUCGGUCACCGUACUGGCCGCACUCGGGUUUUGCUGUUACGCAAUCAACAGUACAAUCCAUGGGCUAGCGUCGCAACCUUGGCAUCUGUACAUGGGAGUAGCGAUUUGCUUCAUGAAGGGUAUUGCGGGACCAAUGAGUAGGGCCGUCAUCUCCAACACGGCACCACCGAACGAUAUUGGUAAGAUUUUCUCGCUGACAACAUCGAUCGAAUCGAUCACUCCGCUGUUUUCGGCUCCCCUGUAUACGUUCGUGUACAAAAGCACCUUGUCGUGGUAUCCGGGCGCAUUUAACUUAAUCACGGCCACCAUGUAUUUUACCUGUUCGUGCCUAAUGAUAUUUGUUAGAAUUUUUCAAAGUAUGUACCAAACAACUACAUACACGUCGAUUAAUUAAAUAAGAAGUGUGGCAAAUAUUUUAUACACAGCUCUGUAUAUACUAACACACUCACGGGUUAUGGUACCACUUACACGAAUCUGUUAAGAUAUUUUGGAAUGU